This is a messenger RNA of Topomyia yanbarensis, 5023 nucleotides long. RefSeq names its product fl(2)d-associated complex component-like. The transcript is spliced from 6 exons. The coding region runs from base 266 to 4711 and encodes 1481 amino acids. NCBI's taxonomy places the organism in Eukaryota, Metazoa, Arthropoda, Insecta, Diptera, Culicidae. Gene Ontology annotation, cellular component: RNA N6-methyladenosine methyltransferase complex. The record is from RefSeq and is a predicted model, not a curated record.
AUUUCGCUGUGGCAUCGAUCGGUUUUUCUUCAAAAAGAAGUUUGUUGUUUAAAUUUUUCAGAAAAUAUUACAAAUUUGUGUUCAGAAGUCGACGAAAAGUGUUGCAACCGAUUCCCGGCGCUCGAUUCCGACAAACUAGUGACCAGGGGUUAAGAACGCUGCUGUAUUACGGUGUUUAUUUUCGGUUUCAUUUUUCGCUUUUCCCCCACUCGGCGAGAGAAGUGCAAAAUAUGUGCGAUUCACUGCGACGGGCGUCGAAAAUAAGAUGUCUACACCUGUAAAGCGUAAAAUUACACUCGAGCUCAAUCCAAACAAGAAAGUGCUUCCAAAGGAUCGUCCUAGCGUGUUCCAGCGUCUCGGUACGAAGAAGUUUCCGCUUCCGGUGUCAUCCACGGGUGGAAUCGUACCCGGAAAGCAGCACCAAGAGCAGGAAUCGGGUAUCAACAAGGAAGAAAUUGUUAAACGUAUUGUUGGCUGUGACGAGCCAGAACCGGUUCCAGCGCCGAAGAUCGUCCCGGAGAGUGUAUCAGCACACGCCCGGUUAAUCGAAGCUCAACUAGCGGCCAAACUUGGAAAAGUUAUAGUCAGUCGAGGUGAAACUAUCGGCGGGGUUGCUCCUGUUCCGCCCCCAGGGCCCGUCUCGAGCAAGCACGAAACGGAACGCGGUGGUCAUAGUACCUCAACAGCCAGCGACCGUGGAGGUGGUGGUGUUGGAAAUAAUAAUUCCGCACCAUCUGCCAGCGCAGGAGGAGGAGGAGGAGGUUGGGAUCAAUCCACACUGGAGAAUGCUGAUCAAGACAUCCUAGAGCGCAAACGCAAGGAACUGCAGCACGAACUAAAACUGGAGAUGGAUGCCAGCGGAGGUGGAAGCAGCCACCAUCACCAUCAUCGUCACAUGUCAUCGUCGACGAUGAAACAAAAGUCCGCCAAAGAGACGUUGGUGGUCAAAAAGAUCCGAAAAGUACCGGCACCUCGACGAUCGUCUUCUAGCUCGGACAGUUCGAGCAGCAGCGGAUCGGAUUCGUCUGAUUCUGACUCGAGCUCUAGUUCAAGCAGCUCUAGCCGCGAUUCUCGAAGGGUGAAGAAACGGGUCAUACGACAACGGCGGGAUUCUAGUUCCAGCUCAGAUGGAGGUAAAAAAGUUAUCAAGAAGCAUACGAAAAAAGUAGCUCCGGACGGAACGAAGCGCAUUUUGACUAAAAAAGUUGGCACACAUUUAACUACCAAGAUUCGAGUUAAGAAAGUAACAAGUCCAGGUGGUACAAGCCACCUACGUAAGGUGGCCCGUGAAUUAUCUCCCAGCGGAAAAACACCCACAAAAUAUUUGGUGAAGAAAAGUGUGGCCGUGAAGAAGGACAAACACGCUGUCGUUGAUGCUCGUGAACGGGUUCGCGAAAAGGAACGUGAACUCGCUCUUCGAGAGAAGGAACGGGAAAGGGAGAAAGAACGAUUGCGUCUUCGUGAGCGAGAAAGGGAACGGGAGCACGUAAAAAGUCGUUCACCUCGUACGCUUAUUCGAUCCCGUUCUCCACGCUCGCGUAUUUCUCCCGCAGCAGUUUCGUCGUCUUCUCGUGGCAGGGAGAUGGCAAAGAAGUCACCUGAACCAUUGCGGUAUCGUGAACCACCUGCAACCGUCGUAAGACGCCCCGAGCGUUCGCCGGAACGCAUCGACGAUCGAAGGAGACACGAGUCAUUAAAGGAUCGCGAACGUCGGGAACGCCAAGAGAGGGAACUGGCUAGAAAUAAGGAACGUGAGGAAGCACUGGCCCGUUGUCAAGAACGACAACGUGAACGUGAGAGGUUAGCAGCCGCUGCAAAGGAGAAAGCCCGUCGACCGGUUGAAAAAGAUGUUGGAUUGUCGAAAAGUGAUGGCGGAUUGGAGAAACCUGAUCGCCACCGCCCGGUGGAACGUUUGUUGCCUCGUCCGGCUGAACGGGCACGAGCUUUAGCGGCUGCUAGAUCGCCUGGAAAAAUUGAUCACGAUCGUAGUCGAACUCCAAAUUCUCCCAGAAGUCGUGACAGGAUUGUUCCCCGAGAACGCUCGUAUGACCGUGGGGCCGUCGAAAGAGGAGGAUACAUUGAUCAUCAUGAUCGACGCAGUCGUUCCCGUGAGAGGGAAUAUGUUACACCGAUAGUUAGAGGUGCACGAUCACGGGAUAGUCCAUUUGAGCGACAUGUACCUCCACCGAUUCCAGCGCGCGAAGUCCGAGAAUAUCGAGAACCUGAACCGCGGGUAUUUGUGGAGAAAGAUCGUCGUGUCCAUGACUACGCCAGAACCGAUUAUCCUGAUGAUCCUCCACCCCGUCGCGAGCAUGAAAGGGAGUGGGAACGUGAUCGAGAACGCGAACCUGAUCGUGGUCCGCCGCAACGUAGUUUUGAUAGGCGUGGCGAUGACCAUGGAAGGGACUGGGAUCGGGACCAUAGCCAGCCAUCGCAUAGUCACAGCCAGGAACCUUAUCAAGGAACAUCCAGAAGCUGGGACGAUGCACAUUGGAAAGAAAGCGACGGGUGGGCUAAAGAAAAAGAACGCGGUGAAUGGAAGUAUCAACAAGAGCGCCAGUGGGAGCAUGAAGAUCAUCCAGCAGUUGGACCACCCCCGCAUGCGCAUAACCAUGGCGGUGGAGCUCGUCGAUGGCAACAGAGUCACCCGGAACAGAAUCAAGGUUCUACUUGGCAUGCAAAACCGAAAGAGGAGAUGGACUAUGUCCCACGCCAUAAAUUAGCCGGAAGACUUGGCGAACCACCUGGCGGUGGGAACGAUCGGGGAAUGUUCCGGCGUCAUCAUCCUGGACAUCAACCAAUAUUUAAUCCUGGUCGCAAAAGUCACAUAGGAAUGGGUCCAAGUCGCUUCGGCGGGAAUCAAGGCAAAUAUAGUAUUAAUCGCACUAUUGGAGGUCAGCAUCAACACCAACCAACGGGAUCUGAAAAUUUGCAUCAACAUUCUGGUCCGCAUACACAACAGCCACCACUAGGAAACGAAAGUCGAGAAAGUCCUGCUAUCAUCGGACAAACCGCUCCGCGGUCAGAAGUAGGAAAGUUUAUCUCUAAAACAUCUGAAAGCCCUUUCGGGCAACCCACGCCUUCCAGUAGCAAGCUAACGGAUAGCGUUGCACCGGCUGCUGCCGUUGCCGAGUGGGAUGAUGAAUUGGACGUAGUUCCAGUUCCCGUUGUUCCAGCCGUUGCAGCGGAUGGUGUUGCUUCGACUACUGCUGUAGUCGGUCCCGGGACUGGUUCUGUUGUUGCGGAAGGUGUCACAGCGGUUGCGCCUGUUGUCGAAAAGGUUCCAGAAACGGCUGUUCCCGAUUUGCCGGCACUGGACGAGGAUAAUCUCAGUGAAAUCAGUGACGAUUUGGAUGAUAUUUUGACAAGAGAAGAGGAUGACGAACUGAACGAUUCCACACCGCAUACGAUUCCAAUUGGUUCGUCGGAUACUACCGCAUCAGCAGCACCCUCCAGUACAGCAACAGCAGCUCUUAGCACGUCAUCUUCGAUGAUGAUUCCAUCGCAGGUCCUGCAGCACAACCCGCACCCGAGCCAGUUUCAGCAGCAACCAUCCCGCCCAAUCCCAAGGCGUCCUUUUUUAUCUAAAGCUCGAUACAAAUCGUAUGACGGUUGUAUCGGAGGUCCCGGGACGGGACACCCGCCUGAUCUUUAUGCCAAUGUUGAUGAUGGCGAUAAAGGGUCAUUUCCGAUCGACGUGACGAGUCAACCGAACGAAUCGGCAAAUGACGAUAAGCGUCCAUCAACUGAACACGACCCUCUCCUUAGUCAAGGCACCAGCUCGGAGAAACCCCUGGCGGGCGAAUCACAACAGCACACCUCGGCCACCAACCGCCCGGAAGGGUCCGGCUGUUCAGCCGUAUCCGAUCAGGAUCUGAAGGAUGCCAAGGAAGCAGGCAAGCUGCACGCCAAUAAGGAGCUGAAGGAGGAGAUGGACCUAGACUUCGAGGAAAUUUCAGAUGGCGAAUUAGAGGAAGAGAAUAAGGUUAAAGGUCUUGGGGACGCUCUGGGUGUCGAUUGGGCUAGCUUAGCACAUGAAACGCGUGCCAAACUGAAACCAGAACAAACUAUUCCCGUGUCGGCACGCAAUCGCUGGAAAGCUCAUCACAUUCUGCUGGAUAUUGGAAUUUCCGUGCGUCUUGCUGGGGAAGCAUACGCACAGCGCGUCCUUACAGAAUCCAAGGAGAAGCUACGUGAAGAGAUAGAAGAGUUUAAAGCUGCUGCCGCCGCAGUCGAACAGCAAAAGGUUGCCGCUGUAAAGAAAGAGCAAGAAGAGCAACUCUUUAACGGAAUAAAAAUCAAAAAGGAAGUUCUGGAUGAGGACGAACAAGAAGCGCAAAAAGAGCUGGAGCGAAAACAGUCGACCAUCAAAAGUGAAGAACCAGCAAAAGCUAGUGAAACUAGCGAGCAGGAAGCGAAUUUAGCCGGAAUAGACAAAAUUCUACAUCCCGUAGCAUCCGUUCAUGUAGCCAUGCGUGAUCGGGCACAGGCCCGUCGCAAUCUUAUAUUGCGAUCUUCGGGACCGCACAGCCGUGCGUUGAGUGCUCGUCGUGAUUUGGAAAUCCGACGUCAGCUGUGCGGUUUCCCGCCACAGGAAUGUAACGAGCGCAUCACCGAACACCAGUCGGUUCCUACCAAUCCGGAAUUGCACGAGACCGUAAUGAAACUGUUCCAAUCCACGAUGCAACCGAAGAAGAUAGAAGUGCAGUAGUUAUUUUACGAAUAUUGUCAUGAUUUUAGCUUGCGAUCAAUGAUACAACAGUUCACUUUAACGCUAAUAGUUUCUAGGAUUAAGCUGUUUACCUAUACCUAUAUAUAUUAUUGAAUGUUUCCCCUAGGCAUCGGCGGGCACUACAUAGGCGUUAGGAAGAAUGCAGUACUCUUUGCUUUGCACCAAUUUAACCUACUGAUAGCGUAUCGUGUUUGCAGCAGUUGUCUUCUUCUUCUCCGUUGUGUAUCGAAACCUGAUGUGUAGAUCAUGAAUAAAGUGAUGAAAGUUUUAUCAUCCAAUAGGGAUCCAAAA